AUGGCCGCCCAGCUGCCUAUCCCCGUCUACACCAACCUCACCGACCUCUACCACGAUCUGGGCACCGCGACCAAGCAUGCCGAACGCUGGUCCCAUCUCGCAGAAGAGUUCGAGAAACGCUACGGGCGCAAGCCUGCCUACAUCGCCCGCGCACCAGGUCGCGUCAACCUCAUCGGCGAACACAUCGACUAUGCCCUCUUUGGCGUCUUCCCCGCCGCCGUCGAACGAGACAUUUUGAUCGCGUGCGCACCGCGUACAGCGACCGCGUCCCCCGAAGCCGAAGAACCCACAUCACCAGGCGCCGUCACCGCCCAGAACCUCCACCCAAAGUAUGCGCCCCAGACCUUCGUCCCCGUCAAGAAACCGACGAGCAUGUUCAAGCGAUCCGAAUCCGAUGACCAACCACCGGAAAACGCCGUCCACGCCGAGCAGUGGGUGCUCGACAUUGACAAGAACGAGCUCCGGUGGGAGAGCUACGUCAAGGCGGGGUACUACGGCGUGUUGAACCAUUACUACUCUGGCUCGGCUGAGGAUGGGCCCAUGCCCGUAGACCUCUUGUUUACCGGUUCCGUCCCUGCAGGCAGCGGCCUCAGUUCGUCUGCAGCGAUGGUCGUGGCCAGCACCCUCGCCUUCCUCGCCAUCAACGGCAAGCUCGAAGACCCAUCCACCGCGCUCAGCAAAGGCGCCCUCGUCGAGAUGGCGAUGGAAAACGAAAAGCGCGUCGGCGUCAACUCUGGCGGGAUGGACCAAGCCGCUUCCGUGAUCUCCACCGCCGGCUCGGCCCUCUACGUCAGCUUCUUCCCGAAACUCUCCGCCGAACCGACCCCGCUCCCAGGCUCGCACCUCGCCGCCUCCUCCUCGUCCACCGCCACCACGGCCCAACCGCAAAUCAUCACUCAGGUCGGCAGCCUCGAGCAGGGCAACUCCAAAGCCACUCUCGUCACGGAGGCGCCAUCUACACCGCAGACGACCGGCGCGGUGUUCGUAUGCGCCAACUCGCUCGUCGUCUCCGACAAGGUCGUCUCCUCCAAGUUCCGGUACAACCUGCGCGUUGUCGAGACCCUGGUCGCAGCCCGCGCGCUGGGGCGCAUUCUGGGUGUUCCGCUGGACAAGACCGGCGUGAGAGAGAAAAUCACGCUGCGCGAGGUGCUCGGGCGGUGGUUGGGCGUGGAGGAGACGAAGGGCGGCGACGCGGAGAUCGACGUGCAGACGCUGAAAGAGGGCUUGAAGAAGAUUUCGGCCGAGUGCGAGCGGCUCAAGCCUACCACAAGCCCAUUGUCAGGGACCGUGCCGGGUGGAACGGAAAGCUUUGCCGACGAUUCGGCCCAGCUCGGCGUCACGCUCGACGAGAUGAUCGCGCUCUCUGGCCUCUCCCCCGCCGAGUUCCAGGAGACGUACCUCUCCUGGGUCGACGUCGAGGCGACCCACUUUCAGCUGUACAAGCGUGCGAAGCACGUCUUCGACGAAGCCUGGCGCGUACUCGAAUUCCGGGACGUGUGCCGUCAGUCGUCCGGGCAGAGUUUGGAGGCGACGUUGACGAAGAUGGGCGAGCUCAUGAACGAGUCCCAGUCGUCGUGCGCGGAGUUGUUCGAAUGCUCGUGUUCCGAGCUCGACCAACUCACCGCCAUCGCCCGGGAGGCCGGCGCCUACGGCUCGCGUCUCACAGGAGCUGGAUGGGGCGGCUGCACCGUCUCGCUCGUACCCGAGUCGGAGGUGGAUAGCUUCAUCGCGAAGGUCAAGGCUGCGUACCCUCCUUAUAAGGGCCUCGAGGGCGAAGCACUGCACGAGGUCAUCUUCGCCACCAAGCCAAGCAGCGGUGCCUGCGUGUAUAAAUUUACCGAGUAGUGUGGUGUGGUGUCUAGAGAAAGGAACAUGUAACAAAACCCGUUGUAUCAUCUAUACUAGACGUGAACGCUAUAAGUACGAUGACAAGCUUC
Punctularia strigosozonata HHB-11173 SS5 is the source of this 1937-nucleotide messenger RNA. RefSeq names its product Galactokinase. The record is from RefSeq and is a predicted model, not a curated record. The transcript is spliced from 9 exons. Gene Ontology annotation, cellular component: cytosol. Gene Ontology annotation, molecular function: galactokinase activity; ATP binding. Bases 1 to 1845 code for a protein of 614 amino acids. Gene Ontology annotation, biological process: galactose metabolic process. NCBI's taxonomy places the organism in Eukaryota, Fungi, Basidiomycota, Agaricomycetes, Corticiales, Punctulariaceae.